GUCGCGACCGUCGCGCGUGGAGGUUGCGUCGCGGAGUCGCGUCUAUUUUUACCGUGGUAACCGCGUCGUCCCGCCACGUGCCCGUAUUCCGUGCGUCCGUUCCUGACUCUCUUCGGCGAUCGCCGAUUUGCGCGUCCGAAUCUCGCCGGCUCCGAGUUCCACGUCGGGACGAGAGGACGCUCGCCGUCGUUGUUAGAGGUCGAGUGUUCACCUUCGGGAAGCAGCGUUGCCGAUGAAAGUCCGCGAUCGCUGGCUGGAUCUUCUCUGCGUAUAAUCACAACCAUGGUAUGACACUUGAUUGAGGUAGCCAGUCCAUAAACGACCACCAACCGCUGCCGCCGCCAUGAGCAAGCUAUUUCAAUUUCUGGCCCUCCUCCUGUUGAGUGUCAAUGCCAGACGGACCGACGGAGACAGACCUGCGGAUGACGCGUACGCCGGCCAGCAGCAGCAGCAGCAGCAGCAGCAGCGUCGCGGUUCCCUCCAUAAGUCGAAUUACAACAGCAAUAAUAAUUACAAUCAUCAGCCGAACUCGCCCUAUCUGCCGCAUCAGCAGCCCAGGGAACGUAAGCCCAACAUCGUGCUGAUUCUGACGGAUGAUCAAGACGUCGAACUGGGUUCGCUGAACUUCAUGCCACGGACUCUGAAGCGAAUAAGGAACGAGGGCGCCGAGCUGAGACACGCGUACGUGACCACUCCCAUGUGCUGUCCAAGCAGGAGCUCUUUGCUCACCGGUCGUUACGUUCACAAUCACGAGGUCUUCACGAACAACGACAACUGCAGCAGUCCCCAGUGGCAACGAGAUCACGAACCGCACUCCUUCGCCGCUUACUUGAGCAACGCGGGAUAUCGGACAGGAUACUUCGGCAAGUAUUUGAACAAGUACAACGGCUCGUACAUACCGCCGGGAUGGCGGGAAUGGGGCGGCCUUAUAAUGAACUCCCGCUACUACAACUACAGCGUCAACAUGAACGGCAAGAAGAUAAAGCACGGCUUCGACUACAGCCGGGACUAUUAUCCGGAUUUGAUAGCCAACGACAGUGUGGCUUUCCUCAGGCAGAGCAAACACAAUUUCGCCCGGAAGCCGGUAAUGUUAGUCGCGAGCUUUCCGGCGCCGCACGGACCGGAGGACUCGGCGCCGCAGUUCUCGCAUCUCUUCUUCAACGUCACCACUCAUCACACGCCAGCGUAUGAUUACGCACCGAAUCCCGAUAAACAAUGGAUACUUCAAGUUACGCAGAAGAUGCAACCCAUUCACAAACAGUUCACAGAUCUCUUAAUGACAAAACGAUUGCAAACCUUGCAGAGCGUCGACGCUGCCGUAGAUAGGAUUUAUCAAGAAUUGAAGGAUCUGGGUGAACUGGAUAACACGUAUAUUAUUUAUACGUCAGAUCACGGAUAUCACUUAGGGCAGUUCGGACUUAUAAAAGGCAAGAGUUUUCCAUUCGAGUUCGAUGUACGAGUGCCAUUCCUUAUUAGAGGUCCUGGUAUCGAACCUGGAUCCAUAGUAGACGACAUAGUUUUGAACAUCGAUCUGGCGCCGACGUUUCUGGAUAUCGCCGGCGUCGAGACGCCGCCACAGAUGGAUGGUCGUUCCUUCAAGAAACUCUUUCUCAACAAGCACGGCAGAAGGUCGAAGUUCAAGUGGCCCGACACAUUCCUGAUCGAGUCCUCCGGCCGCCGUGAGACUCCGGAAUCCAUCGCUGAAUCGAAGGCGCGGGAAGCCAGGAGGCAAAAUGCCACCCAGGCCAAGCGGCCGUCGAGCUCGACGCCGGAAGAGGAGGACGACGAUGUCGCCGAUUCAGACGCGGACGUCGAAACAGAGCAUCGAUUUAUAGAGAAUGACACCGGAAGCGAUCAGGAUAUCUCCGACGACGAGGAUUUUGAAGACUCGAUGAUCGACGAGACGAGCUCAGAUCCACAUCUCGACAAUAGGGUGCAUUCGAUGCACGCGCCCUUCGCGACGAAGCACGAGCGUCUCGCGGCGGAAUGCUCGCGACCGGAAGCGCAGACCGAUUGUCUCCCAGGACAGAAGUGGCGAUGCGAGAGGGACGGGCACCGCUGGCGACGGCACAAGUGCAGAUACGCGGUGCCUCCGCCGCCACAAAGGGUGUCCAAGAAGUGCGCUUGUUUCACCCCCGAAGGCGUGGUCUACACGAGGCUCGACCCCAAUGAUUACGACGGGCAGAGAUUCGGUUUCAUGAGGGACCGCCGGCCUGUGGAUCCUUACGACGAUACGGCGGGAUACUUCGCCAAACGAGGUAAGCGAGAAGUAUCGAACGAUAUCAUAUCAGCCGAUGAAAAUAGUGAGAAAUCUGACAUUGACUUGGAUGAGAGAGACAGGCGCGCGAUUGACGAGGAAGAUGACGAUAAUAUGAUGGAGGAGAUAGAUAUGCUGGCGCAGGAGACGAACGAAAAACGUGAAAAAGUUCUUGAAAGACACAGCAAUAACACAAGAAUUGAGAACACUGAUGAAAUUGACGAACUAGACAAAUAUAUUGUCAACUAUUUGGAUUACGGCUAUUCGAUAAACGAUUUCGAUCCCACUUUAGAUAAGAUUAUUAACGGCCGAUUAAAUCUGAAUGACGUAAUAAAAAGACAUCGGAGGGUACGGAGAAGUGUCACGAAGAAGGAUACUAUAGAGCACGUCACGAAGAUUAUGGAAAGCAUAGAGGAAGAACUAGAUGACUUAAAGCAAACUCAAGUUCAUCACUUAUCGUCCGAGAUAGGAAAGCCGCCAAAAUGUUUGGUUUUACCGGAAGGAGGUGUAAAUUGUACCCAAGCUAUAUAUCAGGAUCCUAACGAGUGGCGAAUAUCCAGACGGGAGAUCGAGCAGCAAAUCCGAAAGAUGCGAAUACAAUUGGAAACGUUGAAAGAGAUUCGCCGGCACUUAAUGAUCAAACGACCACAGUUUUCCGAUAACGAGGGGAAACUUGCUGACGCAGAAGAAACUCGCGGUUCGCACAAAACUCACCAUCAUCCCCCGAAGGGGCACGCAAGCCGCCAUCAUAAAAAGCACGAUAAAAUUGCUCAUACCACUGCAGAUCUUAUCACGAGCACGCCUACGGAGUCUGUUACGAAGAUUAAUACUGUUCCGGGCGAUGAAAAAACGUCGACGACGGAGGAGAAGCUCGAAAAAUACAGUACAAGUUCUGUCGAAACUUCUACAACGGAGACCGUCGUCGAAACAUCAGCGGCGACAAUUCUAACGACGGUCAAACCGAAGAAAUCGCCUCGUCGUCAGAAGAUUAAGGAGACACCUACGAACAGAACGGAAAUCGAAGAGGACAAGCCGCAAAGGCGCAGGAAAACGCAUCACCAUCGUAGAAACAAUACGCUACUUACGAACAGCGUGCACGACGACGUCCCGCGCGUGAAUACAACGUACGUCACCAGCGACGCGACAUUGUCUACGCAAAAUCCUACGACUCGCGACAGACAGAAUUACAGUCACAAAUUUACGACCGUUCCCGCUACCACAGAAGCAAGCACUGGGAGACGAGGAACCCAGUAUUCAGAGGUAACCAGGAGUAAUAACGACUUAAGCGAGGAUCGUACUACGGAAUCGAUCGCAGUCACUGAAUCCGGAACGACUGUAACAAUGACCUCGGCACACAUGACGGAAGUGUCAAGGACCAAUCCGGCUAUCGAUAAAACUUUCGAUCGACCUCAAAAUACGUCAUCCAACACGUCACCAACGACUACACCGUCAGCGAAGAGACAUCCCAAGGUACAAAAGAACAGGACCUCGGGCACUCUUGGACCAGCAAGGAUCGACGUUACUAUUCUUGAAUCUCCCGAUAGAAAACAUAAACAAGGUAUGACCGCAACCAGUAAUAACGGUCGUUUGCCGGCGAUGCAAAACGAUCCGUUAGAAGCGCGACACAAAUGCUAUUGCGAGCCAGAUGUGAAGAAAGAUGAGAAGGAGCUCGCUAGGGAAGAGAGGCGAAGAUUGAAGGAGGAGCGUUUGAAGAAGAAGGAGCGAAAGCUCAGAAAGAAGGCCAAGCUGGAGAAGGAAUGCCUGACGGAAAAAAUGAACUGUUUCGAGCACGAUAACGAUCACUGGCGUACCGCACCUCUGUGGAAUGCGGGACCAUUUUGCUUUUGCAUGAACGCUAAUAAUAACACGUAUUCGUGCAUACGUACAAUUAACAAGACGCACGAUUUCCUUUACUGCGAAUUUACCACAGGAUUAGUGACGUAUUACAAUUUAAGAAUUGAUCCAUUUGAACAAUGGAACAGAGUGUCGGAUUUGAAACCUCCAGAAAGAUCUUACCUACACGAUCAAUUGGAGCAUCUGAAGGGAUGUAAAGGUACAUGGGAUUGUACAGUCGGUAGCGCUAGGGAGGCUAUGCCGCAACUGCAGCAACAUCAACGAUAUAUUUCGAAAAGAAGAUACAAUGAUGCAUUCGCAGAUGAUAGGUUUGUACCUUCGACGUUACAAAUUAUACGCGAAAGCGAACUUGGCAGUCCACCUAACAAAAGACGAAAGAAGUUACAAAAUUGGAGUAGACGUAGUAGAAGCUGGCAAAGUAGCUGGCGACAUCAUCAAGAUUCGGUAAAUCCCCGAAUCUCCCGUCAUAAUUAUAGACAUCAAUACUGAUCUAUUUUUUUUACGCUUCAACGAUUGCGUGACAAAUUGCCUUAGGUAUACAUUGAUUUCGCAAUGCAUUUAGCAACCUAAUUUAUUUAGUAAUAAAUAACGAAGAGACCGAGCUUAUAUUAGCUGAUAUUUAAAUUAACUCGAUCUUGGUCAUUCACAUUGUGCAUGUUUUCAAUACAUUUUAUGGCAACUGUCGGAUUUAACUGUAGAAAUGUCAUGUGCACUGUGUGGAGCAUAUUUACAAAUAUAUAUAAAGUAUGUAAUUUUUAUAUAAUUUAUAAAUAAGUUUUAUAUAAUUUGGGACUAUGAAUAAUUAAAGACGUAGUUAGGUAAAGUUUUAUUUCGUAAAUGUUUUUUUUUUAUAUGAUAAUUUAUUCGUUCUUAAAGAAAAUACUUAGUGAGAAAAAUAAUUAUAUUGUGCAAACAACUUGUCUGAUUAUAACUUAAGAUUUUCAAUAUAUGCGUCAUGACUAAUCGUGACAUUUAUUUAAAAAUUAAUAAAUUAAAUUUGACAAUAUUAUUACUUUCCUCACUGUUAACAUGUCGAUAUCAGCCGAUGUCAAUAUACAUUUCUGAAAAUUUUCUUAUAAAAAGUAUUAGAGUAUCAUUACUGAAAUCAGCUGUGUAAUAGAAGACUGAACGCACAACGAAAAGAAUAACUUUAUCUUCCCUUGCCAAUUGCAAUAUUUCUGCAAUGUAUUAUUUGUGUAACAAUCAGAAAUGUUUAUCAAACGCUGCCAUUUUUUUUAACUCUCCUAUUGCCUUUAUAUGACAAAAUGUACACAUAUCCUUAUGUAAUGCACUGCCAAAACAUUUAUAAGCAUAUUGGUAUAUCUCGAUAUUGAUUCUAAAGCA
Molecule: messenger RNA, 5455 nt
Organism: Wasmannia auropunctata (little fire ant)
Lineage: Eukaryota; Metazoa; Arthropoda; Insecta; Hymenoptera; Formicidae
Gene: Sulf1
Product: extracellular sulfatase SULF-1 homolog
Exons: 17
Coding region: 344-4600 (1418 amino acids)
Molecular function (GO): glycosaminoglycan binding; N-acetylglucosamine-6-sulfatase activity
Source: RefSeq, a predicted model, not a curated record